AUACCUGCAGCUAGGAUACCUUGAUGAAAAGAACAAGAUAACAUCAACAAACCAUCAUUUACUCACAAGAUUCUGCUUUGGCAAGACAUAAGUGAAAAUAAUGACGAAUAUGAUGACUAUGUUUAUUUUACUGAACAUUUGUGUUGUACUCAUUGCAUAUAGGAGUUCUUCAUAUCUUCAGACAGAUCAUCACAGCAUGGAUGAUGUGUUAGACAAGAUAACUACCACAGGAGCUUACGCAGCCUUAAAUUACAUCACAUUUAUCUCAUCUGUCCAGGCAAGAUGUACGAUUACCUGGCUGAAUGUAUCUAAAGACAACAUCAUAAAUGCUACAGAGGAUUGGUUGAAUAACACAAUUGAGAACAUCAUCAUGAUAAUGCAAGAAUAUAUCUCAACUGCAAAUGACUGGGUGACAGAGCAUAUGCAUAUAGAACAUGUAGAAGAGUCUCAAUUUGGAAUCUGGUUUAUAAAACAUGAUCCAUUCAAAGACCGAGGCAUGUAUGAAAGAUGUGUGCUUCACGUAGCAGGCAUUAUGGCAAUCAUAGCAUGCUUCAUUAAAGUCCUUUUAGUGGAAACAGCAAGACUAAGAUAUACCCCUCCAAUAGCAGACGACUACCAGGGAUAUUGUCGUUGUAUUGAAUCUAUACUGGCUGAACAUGAGAAAGUAGCAAAUGAGAUGCGACAAAUUCCGAAACAUGGCCUGAAUAAACGUCAACGUCGAGGAAUCAUUGACCUCACGAACAAACACCUGACAAAUAUCGUUCUCAGGCGUCAGCAAAAAGAGCAGAAGAUAAAGAGGAAUGGAAAAUCUAAAUCUCUAAUCAAUGCUCUUUCUGUUAUUUGUGGACUGUAAAUUAAAAAUGUCAAUCCUCUUCCACCUUCUUUUCUUUACUGUAUGCAUGUGUUUUCUACUAUUGUAAAUAAAUAAUGUGAU
Owenia fusiformis is the source of this 934-nucleotide messenger RNA. The record is from the annotation of a GenBank genome assembly. Lineage: Eukaryota; Metazoa; Annelida; Polychaeta; Sabellida; Oweniidae.